This is a messenger RNA of Fopius arisanus, 1053 nucleotides long. RefSeq names its product ribosome biogenesis protein TSR3 homolog. The record is from RefSeq and is a predicted model, not a curated record. Gene Ontology annotation, biological process: maturation of SSU-rRNA. The transcript has 3 exons. NCBI's taxonomy places the organism in Eukaryota, Metazoa, Arthropoda, Insecta, Hymenoptera, Braconidae. Bases 313 to 1038 code for a protein of 241 amino acids. Gene Ontology annotation, molecular function: rRNA small subunit aminocarboxypropyltransferase activity.
UUCGGUAGGUUUUGGUUGAUUUGUCUGCCCAGUGGCAUCGUCAGUAACCGAAUGAAAAAAUAUCUUCAAGAAUAGAAAAACAUAACAAAGUAUUUGUGUAGGAACCACACUAACGAAAUUGUGCAAUCAAUUGGUAGAUCAGCUGUGAAUGAAUCGUAGUUUGACACAGUUUUGUGCGACGUAGCGCCAUCGCUGUCAUUUACGUUUUCUACGAAAAACUCGUUAGUCUCGCAUUCCCAUGACUAACCUCAUUCUAACUCCGUGAAUAUUGACAAUAUUGACAUUAUUAAUUGCUCACAAAAUUGAUCCCAAAUGUCGACUAAAAAGAAGAGUAAAGGGAAAAUGCAUGAGAGGAGGAAGCGACAAGUUGUGGGAAAAGAGGAAAGGUAUCGGCAGCAGAGGGAUAUGUCUGAUCAAGAUGAAGAGGUUGAAGAAGAGAAAGAGGAGUCACCAGUUUCUUUCCCAGUUGCCAUGUGGGACCUUGAGCAUUGUGAUCCAAAAAAAUGCUCUGGAAGAAAAUUAUCUAGGCAUGGACUCAUCAAAACAUUGAGAUUAAACACAAGGUUUUCAGGACUAGUGCUUACACCCGUUGGGAAUAAGUGUGUUGCACCAACGGAUCGUGAAAUAGUUCAAGAACAUGGUUGUGCUGUUGUCGACUGCAGUUGGGCAAAACUCGAAGACACACCAUUCAGCAGAAUGCGAAGUCCAAAUCCACGUCUUCUUCCAUUUCUUGUUGCUGCUAAUCCCAUAAAUUAUGGGAAGCCUUGCCAAUUAAGCUGCGUUGAAGCUAUUGCUGCUAUGAUGAUUAUAACUGGAUUUCCAGAUGAGGCGAAUUUUUAUCUAGGAAAAUUUUCUUGGGGUCACUCAUUUUUGGAGCUGAAUUCAGAGUUGCUUACUGCUUAUGCUGCAUGCUCCAAUAGUGAAGAAAUUAUUCAGGCUCAAGACAAAUUCUUGGCGAAUGCUAGGCAAGAGAGAAUCGAGAAGCAAGGUAUAGGUCUUCACUUUAAUUUUUUAUUCUUGAUUUCUUUUUUAAAUUGAAUAUGUCAAAAAUAG